GUAUUCAACUGUCAAUGUCAAAAAUUAAUCAAAACACAAAGCACCACACUCAAACGCAAUAUUUUCUUAAUUUAUUUUGUUAAAAUUUAAAGUUCUCAUUAAAUAAAAUUAAAUUUAAGUCAAGAUGGUCAAAAAAAUCUUAAUGAUCUGUUUGGGAAAUAUCUGCCGGUCUCCAAUUGCUGAGGCUGUAAUGCAAGAUACCAUCGAAAAAGCCGGCGUUGCAAAGGACUGGGAAGUUGAUAGUGCUGGAAUCGGUGAUUGGCAUGCUGGAAAUUCACCCGAUUACCGUGCCCUGAACAUCAUGAAGAAUCACGGUCUCAAAUACUCAAAUCAUGCUCGACAAAUUCGCAACAUAGACUUCGAACAGUUCGACUACAUCUUCGGCAUGGACGAUGAGAAUAUGGAUGAUCUUAAUCGGCUGGCACCGAAAGGAUCUAAGGCAAAGCUUCUGAUGUUGGGCAACUUUGGAUUGGAUAAAAAAGAUCGAAUAAUUAAGGAUCCUUAUUAUCUCAAAGGAGAAGCUGCUUUCGAGAAAGCUUAUCAACAAUGUGUGGUGGCAUGUGAUGCCUUCUUUAAAGAGGUUCAAGCUGGAAAAAUCUAACUUAUAAACUGAGUGUUCUUUUUGGGUGAUAUAGCCAAAUAAAUAAUUUUGUUUCUUAUUUAAUUGUGCAAUGUAUUUAUGGAUUAAAAAGCGAUAGUUUUUGACUAAA
Messenger RNA from Eupeodes corollae, 710 nucleotides. Its product is annotated as low molecular weight phosphotyrosine protein phosphatase 1-like. The transcript has 3 exons. Gene Ontology annotation, cellular component: cytoplasm. Lineage: Eukaryota; Metazoa; Arthropoda; Insecta; Diptera; Syrphidae. Gene Ontology annotation, molecular function: non-membrane spanning protein tyrosine phosphatase activity; acid phosphatase activity. The record is from RefSeq and is a predicted model, not a curated record. Gene Ontology annotation, biological process: protein dephosphorylation. The coding region runs from base 125 to 601 and encodes 158 amino acids.